AAGGGCCCCACCCCAGAGCGUCUGCCUGGACCCUGAACGGGCGAUAGAUAUAACCAGUCCUCUUCCCCUCGAAUUAACACUCAGUUGACUUCUUCUAUCCACACCCCCCACCAUGCUUCUUCAACUUCCAGCCGAAAUACUCUGCCUCAUUUCCGCGCAGUUGGAAUAUCAACAUGAUCGCCUGCACCUGGCAAGCUCAUGCCGACGACUGUAUACCGCACUGCACCGGACUAUCUUCGUCAAAGUCAAGCUGUGCGCCGACCCCUCCAGAAUACCGGAAAUCAGCCAAGUAUCCCAGUUUCUCUAUACGAUAGUCCGAAACCCCAAACUCGCGAGCGCAGUUCAGGUGCUGGACUUGGGCUUCUGGCAGACUAAGACAACCUGUGACGAUUAUGGUUAUCCUAGCCAUGUUGAUUUUGAUCGCGAUAUCAUGGAGAGGCUAGUCCGAGAAGCAACCAGUGACAGUGACCGACAAGAGACAUGGAUCGAGGACCUCGAACGUGGGAUCACAGAUGCCUGGCUAGCCUUGAUGAUCCCUAGGCUGAACAAUUUGCGCAAAAUCAGUCUUGUCUGGAGUCUUGAUGCGGAUUAUGUUUCUGGCAUGUUGAUAGAUGCGGCCAAAUCAGAGACGCCGGUCUUUCCACAUCUCGAAGAGGCCUGGGCAGCGCACUGGGAUACGGAGAACGGGUCAGAGACUGAACUGAUGUUGCCAUUUUUCCAAUUCCCUGCGAUGCGAAAGCUAGGCGGCGACAUGCUCCAUGACGGGUGGGAGUGGACCGAGGAAGGGAAUCAACACAAUCCAUGGGGUCUUCCCGUGGAGAUUAGUUGCUCGAACAUUACCGAUAUCGAUUUGAGAAUGUCUUGUGCAAACGACGGACUGCAGACUUGGAUACGAUCCUGCAAGGCGUUGGAAACAUUCCGUCACUCUGACGGCGGGUCCGCGGUAUUAUACGAGCCAUCCAACCAGCGCAGGCUUUAUGAGGCUCUUUCAUUGCACAAGGCGACAUUGCAGGCACUUUCGAUCGAUAGUGACGUGUAUGGUAUGGAUCCCGAAGAGAAUGAGAAUUUCUUCAUGGGGUCAUUUGCAGAUUUUACGAACUUGAAGACUCUACAUGCCCCCUGCAUCGGCAUUGUGGAACAGGAUGAUUUAGGAUGGCCGACGCAAAGUCUAGUCGAUAUACUUCCACCUUCGUUGGAACUAUUAUCCCUAUUCUAUCACGAUGCGGCAUUACUGGGGUGGGUGCUCGAGCAAUAUGAGCUCCUGCUGGAUUCCAAUGUGUGUCCGAAACUUGGGACCAUUUGCAUUAGACACCACGGGUUGACCGAAACUGAGAUUGCUCGUAACGUCGAGAACUUGAAAAUUCGAUGUGAAGAUUCAGGUGUAUCUUUACGAACUUUUCGAUCUGGCUCCAUGGACGAAAUGGAAUAUUGGGACUCCGUUUGGCCUUUUGAUCACGACUUUGAUCGAUGAUGAAACUAAACAUGAUGAUUUUCUAUGGAUUAAGAAGAGCCAGACAUGCAUAUGAUGUAUUAUUUUACGAAACCUAUGGAUGUUUAUGAGAUCAUAUUGAAUUAGUUUGAUAAAAUAAAACACAUGUGGCCUUGCUCGCGCG
Messenger RNA from Penicillium brasilianum, 1613 nucleotides. NCBI's taxonomy places the organism in Eukaryota, Fungi, Ascomycota, Eurotiomycetes, Eurotiales, Aspergillaceae. The record is from the annotation of a GenBank genome assembly.